Messenger RNA from Toxorhynchites rutilus septentrionalis, 1519 nucleotides. RefSeq lists its product as uncharacterized. The transcript is spliced from 7 exons. Lineage: Eukaryota; Metazoa; Arthropoda; Insecta; Diptera; Culicidae. Bases 143 to 1519 code for a protein of 458 amino acids. The record is from RefSeq and is a predicted model, not a curated record.
UCAGCUGCUUGUCAAAUCAUCAAACAAUCGCUUCAGUUCUUCAGCCAUUCCUGGGGCAAGCCGCUAACGAGAUAAUCAAAACAACGGUGAGAUCGAAGCUUGCAAUCAGAUUCCCACCCCGCUCACUACACUAGACGGAUACAUGUCGAACCGAAGAACUGCAACUCUUCGAUCGGUUCAUUUCAUCGAUAGCGAGAUAUACACCAGGCAAAUAUUUACCCCCAACAGAUACAAUGUACCGCUGUUUGUUUACAAAAGACUUGCCGGCCCAGCGGAAAGGAGGCGCACCGAGAGCCAGGAUGUGCUGAUCGAAAACCGCCGCAAGUUGUUCCGGGCGAUGACAAAUUAUCGUGGACAGUCAAAUUGGAAAGUAAUUGAAAUCAACGACGUCAACCAGCAAGAAGAUAGCGGCACCAAAAGUGUUCGCACUUCUUUCAAAUCUUGUCGAAAACCGCUGCGAAAUAGCCACAAGGAAUGGACCCUUCCACCCAACAGGUACCGAUUGGGAGGCAGUAUCGCCGAUUUGGCCAGCCAAUCAACAGGUAGCAAAGGACCCUAUCAAUGUUUCACAGGGGAACGUUUCAGGAGGAGCCCAACGAAAAACUCCAUUUGGAAGUGGAGUCUACUGACCAAAAACGAUUACCCACACAUUCCGACGGAAAUGGAUAGAUUGGCUCAUCCGAGGCAAUAUUUUAUCGGGAAAAUAAGGCCAGGUGACAAACACAAACAACGACUAUGUAGCCGUUUAGCUAUCACUCAACCAACCUUAUGCACGCGCAAUCCUAGCGAUCCUGGUCCGAAUCACUACUUCAAAGGAAUAUUCGACAUUGUUUCGCCGACCCAACCCGAUCAGCGGCAAUUAAUGGCACGUCCUUUUGUAUGCUCCGUCCAUCAUUCGUAUUGUGCGGAACCCUUUCCCCGUCCAGCACCAGGGCGCUAUGAGUUGAUGACACGCAUUCCACCUCCAGUGCCAAGAGCCCAAUGUGUCAGUACCCACAAACCGCGAUUAGAUUUCACGCUAAACCCUCACUGGGAUCCGUAUCGCCAGCCCGCCACCCUCAGAAUGCACACCGUCGACAUUCCUAAGCGGCGCCGGAAGCGAGGACGAAAUAUGAAGGUAGCCUUCGGCAGCGGAAAUGCCCGCUUCAAGGACCAAGAGUUCCACCCUAUCGGUGCUCUCAAAACCGUCCAACCAGUGACGAAGUUCACAGAGAGAACAACCGUUCCAACGGCCGUUGUUGACGAUUCUCCCAAAGUGGAAGCAGUAAUACUACGAAAUGACUCAUUGGAGAAUUUUUGCCAAGCACGUAACAAGCUCUUUGUCAUUCCCCGGCGACAUCAGACCCGUCUUUCGCCCAUAUCCAUUCCGAUUGAAAUUGGAAGUGCUACUGUAUCGAAACAAAUGCCGUCAAACACAGAGGACGAACUGUUUACAGAAACACCGUCAAUAAUUAUGGAAAAAAAAUCGAGUGAAAUCGAACCAAUGAGGGAUAUGAAAAUAAAUAACGAUGAGCAAUAA